AUGGCUUCUCUGCACUUAGAAGAUGGUAGUGAGCAGCUGAGCACAGCAGACUUGACAAGAAGGCUGUCAUGUUCACAAGCCCUGGAAUUUCAGCACGCAGGCGCGAACUCACUGAGUGAAAGGUCUGUGGUUCGAACCCAACCUCAACAUCCCAACUUCUCCUGUCUAAGCCUGGGCGACGACGCAGUAUCUCGGCCCUUGUACUUCAUUCGGACGGCAUGGCCGAUAGGCACCGAAAAGGUGUUGCAGCUGGACGACUCUUAUCAUUAUCAGUAUAUUCCACGUCCGACCCUCAAGAAGUUGCCUACGGUUAAGUGUUCCUUGAAGUACCCAACUCUGUACGACGCCAAACUAGAGCCUGGCAAAAUGCGAAUGAGACAUUUGAUAAGAUGGACGGCCGAUCGAGCUUGUCUUCUCGUGAGAUGGCCCAAGUGGUUAGAGCGCGAAUUUACUGACCGAAAGGUCCGUGGUUCGAAUCCAACCUCUGCUUUUCGACUUCCCCUGUCUAGGCUUGGGCAGCCUGGCAGUAUCCCAGCCCUCGUGCAACUUUCGGGUGACAUGGCAGUUAGGCACCGAAAGGGUGCUGCAGCUGGACGGAUCUCAAAAAAGUUGAUAGGUUUAAAUGCCGUCUUUGAAAGCAUAGAAUACGAUCAACCGGGGAGCCAUAAAUCUGAGGGCAUGCGUGAAAAAGCUGUAUUGAAGUUGUACUGCUUGCGUGAUUAG
Molecule: messenger RNA, 723 nt
Organism: Opisthorchis viverrini
Lineage: Eukaryota; Metazoa; Platyhelminthes; Trematoda; Opisthorchiida; Opisthorchiidae
Exons: 3
Coding region: 1-723 (240 amino acids)
Source: RefSeq, a predicted model, not a curated record